Helicoverpa armigera (cotton bollworm) is the source of this 1566-nucleotide messenger RNA. It is a transcript of the gene Dus2, whose product is annotated as tRNA-dihydrouridine(20) synthase [NAD(P)+]-like. Gene Ontology annotation, cellular component: cytoplasm. The coding region runs from base 199 to 1551 and encodes 450 amino acids. The record is from RefSeq and is a predicted model, not a curated record. The transcript is spliced from 6 exons. Gene Ontology annotation, biological process: tRNA dihydrouridine synthesis. Gene Ontology annotation, molecular function: tRNA dihydrouridine synthase activity; tRNA binding. NCBI's taxonomy places the organism in Eukaryota, Metazoa, Arthropoda, Insecta, Lepidoptera, Noctuidae.
AUGCCACACAUGUGUGCGGCGCAGUGUGUUGUUGUUCAUUCGCAGUUGUUUUAUGGAUAAAUACUAAUAUUAAUUAGAACCGGAUUCUGUAGAAAACUUGUCACUUUAUUAGUCUGUACUUAAUUAUUGGUUUCCAUGCGAAAUUGAAGCUACAAAACAAGUUUAUCUGUCGUUAAAAGUUUUUAACAUUAUCUUACAAUGAUAUCUUAUGAAAAUAAAUUAAUAUUAGCGCCUAUGGUGCGCAUAGGAACGUUACCCAUGCGUCUCUUGGCUCUACGAUACGGUGCUGAUUUGGUUUAUACAGAAGAAUUAAUUGAUUGGAAGUUUUUAAGAUCCAAACGUCAAUACAAUGAAAUAUUAAACACUGUGGAUUUCGUUGAUCAAACUGAUGGAACAAUUGUCUUUCGGACGUGUGAUGAAGAAAAAGAUAAAGUUAUACUGCAGCUGGGAACAUGCAGUGCAGAAAGAGCUUUAAAAGUAGCUAAAUUAGUGGAAAAAGAUGUGGCCGCCAUAGACAUAAAUAUGGGAUGUCCAAAAGAAUUCUCCAUAAAGGGAGGUAUGGGCGUCGCCCUUCUAGGACAACCAGAAAAAGCCCAUAAUAUUCUAGCUACUUUAGUUGAGAACUUAUCUAUACCUGUUACUUGUAAAAUAAGGAUACUCCAAACACCUGAAGAAACUUUGAAGCUUGUAGAAAAACUGGUGAGUUCAGGCAUUAAAGCUAUUGGAAUACAUGGCAGGACCAAGGACGAGCGGCCACAACAUGCAGUACAUACAGACAUUAUAAAGUAUAUUGCUGAAAGGAUAUCUAUUCCAGUUAUAGCAAAUGGGGGUUCUAAAGAAAUUGAAAAGCAUAAUGACAUAUACAAAUUCAAGGAAAUGACAGGAUGUUCAAGUGUCAUGAUUGCAAGAGCUGCUGAAUGGAACUGUUCCAUUUUCAGAAAAGAGGGAUUGCUACCAAUGGAUACUGUCAUUAAAGAAUAUCUCAAGCUUGCUGUUGACUUUGAUAAUUCACCUUCCAACACUAAAUAUUGUAUACAAAAUAUUUUAAGAGAAUUGCAAGAUACACCAAGAGGAAGGCAAUUUUUGGAUUGUCAAACACUAGAACAAAUAUGUUCCAUUUGGGAUUUGGGUGAGUACUGCCAAGAAAAGCAAUCAAGCUACCAGAAGAGGGGUAUACAAGGACGAUGGCAAGUGUGUCCACAUGAUCUGGAGCCACCUCAAAAGAAGAUGAAAUCAAUUGAUACUGAUCUUACUGAUGUUAUUGAAAUGAAAGUAUGUUUUGUUCGAGCUAACUUUAAUGACCUCAACUUGCCUAAGUCCAGACUUCAUGCAUGGGCAGGAAAGAAUGGACAGAAACUGCCAGUGUAUGAAACCCAGCAAGUGGAAAAGUUGUUUCGUACCAUUAUUACAUUCAAUGGCAAAAAGUACACAUCCUCAUUUUGGGAGAAAAACAAGAAAUUUGCUGAACAAGGUGCAGCUCUAGUCUGUUUAUUCCAUUUAGGAAUAGUUACAGAAGAAGAUUUAGUUAAGCUUGGCAGUAUAAUUAAAUGAGCUUUUAUACACAUA